Molecule: messenger RNA, 5067 nt
Organism: Artibeus jamaicensis (Jamaican fruit-eating bat)
Lineage: Eukaryota; Metazoa; Chordata; Mammalia; Chiroptera; Phyllostomidae
Gene: ORC1
Product: origin recognition complex subunit 1
Exons: 20
Coding region: 501-3080 (859 amino acids)
Biological process (GO): DNA replication initiation; mitotic DNA replication checkpoint signaling
Cellular component (GO): nuclear origin of replication recognition complex
Molecular function (GO): ATP binding; chromatin binding; DNA replication origin binding
Source: RefSeq, a predicted model, not a curated record
CCACUUUCUUUCCAUUCCUUGCUAGCUUCCCAUUUCCUUCCAGUGUGCGGCCCCUUGCCAGCAAGAGGAGUCCAGCCGGUUCAGGAAAAGAACAAAAAAACCAAGAAUCACUGUGCCUUACAAAUAGAGCAAUGGAUUAAGGAAGUAAUGGAGUGAACUUACCAUUUUGCAUUUUUUCACCUAAUUCUCAGUAAUUCUAGAACAAUGCCUGGCACAUAAUGGGUGAUUAAUACAUAUUGGUUGAAUAAAAGGAAGAUUCUAUUAUCCCAUUUUAUGGAUAAGGGAACCUGGGCCCAUUUGACCUCUCCAGUCAGUGUCUGGGAAGCCUCUCUUACUGUAAUAAGCACACCAGUGAAAAGUUCCAAGUGUGCUUCUGACAGUUCUGUGUUACAUCGUCCAUUAAAAGAAACGUAUUGAAGCUAUUUGAAAUACGUAUUUACAUCUAGGACCUGUGUGCUGCAAAGAAUACCCCUAACAACUGUCAAAGCAAUACGGGAGUCAUGGCAUACUGCCCUACAAGGCUGAAGACCAGACAGACUUAUUCGUGGGCUGGCAACCCAUCAUUGGAUCGGAAACUACAGUACCAAACCUACAAAGAAAAGAACAUGACAUCAGAAGGCUGUUUGACUGAGAGUCACAUCCAAGUUGGACAGUUUGUAUUGGUUAAAGGAGAUGAUGAUGAAAAUCCAUAUGUUGCUAAAUUGAUUGAGCUGUUUGAAGAUGAUGCUGAACAUCAUUUCAAGAAACGUGCUCGAGUACAGUGGUUCAUCCGAUUCUGUGAAAUCCCUGUCAGUAGACGACAUUUGCUGGGUCGAAAACCCGAUGCACAGGAGAUAUUCUGGUAUGAUUACCCUGCCUGUGACAGCAACAUUGAUGCUGAGACCAUCAUUGGCUCUGUGCAGGUCUUGGCUUUAGCUCCAGAUGAAGUGUUACCUAUGAAUCUGAAAAAUGAGAAGACGUUCUUUGUGAAGCUGUCUUGGAAUGAGAAGAACUUCAGACCACUACCCCCAGAAUUACUUGCAGACUUGGAUAAGCUACAGGAAGGCAGUCCCAGAUGCUGGAAGCCCAUGGAAGCCAAGACGAAUAGCACAGAAAGCCCUUCUUGGACCUCAGCGGAGUGUGUGGUCAGAAGUAUUGAAUCGAGGCACUCUAUCUCCAAAUCUCACCAGACUCGUACCCGUACUGUUACCCCAAGGGCAAGGAAGAGGCUAGAGCUUGGCAGUUUCCCUGCAACACCAAACACCGGGAUUUCCCAGCAGAAGUCCCGGGCCUCUUUGGAUUCUCCUGGAAGAACUAAACGGAAAGUGGCCUCAGAGAUCACCUCACCUUCUAAGAGGUCUCAGCUUGAUGGACUUCAGGCCUCAUCUCCAGCUCCAAAAGCCCCAGAGAAAACUGGGGAGAUUCGACGCCCUUAUGCUGAAGAGGACAAGAAGGCUUCACACGAGUGUCACAGGACCCUGAGAACCCGAGUUCCAGCUUUGAAAACCACAGAAAUCAGUGAGAAAAUAACACUGAAGCCUUCCAGCGGUGGAAAGAGGUCCUCAGUGGUGCCUUCUGUGAUUCUGAAACCAGAAGAGACCAAAAAGAGGGAGGCGGAACAACCAGAAGCUCAGGAUGAAGCUACUUCUACUCCCCAUCGGAUCCGCAGAAAGAGUUCUCUCUUGACUUUGAAUCGGAUUAGGCAGCAACUGCGGUUUUUAGGUAAUAGUAAAAAUGACAAAGAAGAGGAAGAGUUUCUGCCGGCAGCAGAGAUUUCAGACUCUGACAGUGAGAAGGAAGAGGCUUCGACACCCCCCCUUCCAAGGAGAACACCCAGGAACCUACACUCUUCCAUGAAGUCGUCUUUAAAGACCCCCUCCAAGACACCAAAGAAAACUCCCAAGUCUAGAAUGCCACGUUCUGCCACCCCCCGGAUCCGCAGCCGAAGCCUGGCUGCCCCGGAGCCAGCCAGCAUGCUAGAGGAGGCCCGCCUCAGUCUGCAUGUUUCUGCUGUUCCUGACUCGCUUCCCUGUCGGGAAAAGGAAUUCCAGGAUAUCUACAGCUUUGUGGAAAGCAAACUCCUUGACCAUACUGGAGGGUGCAUGUAUAUCUCCGGGGUGCCUGGGACGGGGAAGACUGCCACUGUGCACGAGGUGAUACACUGCCUGCAGCAGGCGGCCCGAGCAGAGGAUGUUCCUCCCUUUCAGUACGUCGAAGUCAAUGGCAUGAAGCUGACAGAGCCCCACCAAGUCUAUGUGCAAAUCUUGCAGAAGAUGACAGGCCAAAAGGCAACAGCUAACCAUGCAGUAGAACUGUUGGCAAGGCGAUUUUGCACCCAAGGAUCUGCUCAGGAAACCACUGUGCUGCUUGUGGACGAGCUUGACCUUCUGUGGACUCAGAAACAAGAUGUAAUGUACAAUCUUUUUGACUGGCCCACUCACAAGGAGGCCCGGCUUGUGGUCCUGACUAUUGCCAACACCAUGGACCUGCCAGAGCGCAUCAUGAUGAACCGGGUGUCCAGCCGACUGGGUCUCACCAGGAUGUGCUUCCAGCCUUACACUUACAGGCAGCUGCAGCAGAUCCUAGUGUCCCGACUCAGACAUUUAAAGGCCUUUGAGGAUGAUGCCGUCCAGUUGGUAGCCAGGAAGGUAGCAGCCCUCUCCGGAGAUGCGCGGCGCUGCCUCGACAUCUGUAGGCGUGCCACAGAGAUCUGCGAGUUCUCCUGCCGGAAGCCCGACUCCCCUGGCCUGGUCACUGUAGCCCACGUCCUGGAAGCAGUGGAUGAGAUGUUUUCAUCGUCAUACAUUACUGCCAUCAAAAAUUCCUCUGUUAUGGAACAGAGCUUCCUGAGAGCCAUCCUUGCAGAAUUCCAUCGAUCAGGACUGGAGGAAGCAACAUUUCAACAGGUGUACAGGCAACACGUGGAACUGUGCAGGAUGGAGGGGCUGCCGUACCCCACCAUGUCGGAGACCAUGGCAGUGUGCUCUCACCUGGGCUCCUGCCGCCUCCUCCUAGUGGAGCCCAGCAGGAAUGACCUGCUCCUUCGUGUGCGACUCAACGUUAGCCAGGGUGAUGUGCUGUAUGCCCUGAAAGAAGAGUGAAGGGCUUCAAAGGAAGGACUAUGAACUGCUGUUUUUUAAAGAGCCUGAUUUUCUUUUGCUAAGCACAUGAAAUUGUGGCAAAGUAUACUGAAGGGAAAUGGCUACUGUGUAGUUUGGAAUUUUCUAUUAACAAAUUUUCUUUUGUCACAGUGUUUGGGAAAUGUAUAGUCAUUACAAACAUCAGAUUAUAAAAGCAUACCAUCCUUUUAUUUCUGUUAGAAGCCCUACCACUUAUUUAAUGGUAACAUAUCACAUACAAGGGGGAACCCUAAAAAAACCUGGAAUUAUUUUCUGAAGGACAGGCCUCGUGUAGUACAAGCUUCCCCCACUGAGUGUGUUCUAGGAACCCAUCUGUAUCUGUACCACUGGCAUUGUGAGAAGCUGCGUUCAGCUUCAGUGAAUUUUUUUGAAGACUCAGUGCAUUUGCCCAUUUCAUGGUGGGUGAUUUACAAGUGCACCUGCCCAAACUGUUCUGAGUGCUCAGCAGUUCUGACCCCAAACUGCAUGAUCCCGUGCCUCACUUCCCUAUUCACUGGAUCUUGUCCCGAACAACUUCAUUUUGGUUCCCCAGAUGAAAAAAGUCCUCAAAGGGAAACAUUUUGCCCAUGUGGAAGAAGUGAAAAAAAAAAAAAAAAUGUCAGAAGCACCAAAAGGCAUCAAAAUUGAGAAGUCAAAAACUGUUCUGAUCAGUGGAAAAACCGCUUACAUAGGUGUAUUGCAUCAAAUGGAGAGUACUUUGAAGGUAACAAGUUUAAACAUGUAGGAAUAAAUACACAAUUUUUUAUAAUUAAGUUCCAAGGGGUUUUUUUUUUUUUUUUUGGCCCCACUCAUAUAAAUAUCUGCAUACAAUUACUUGUACUGACUAGUUUUGGGAGACUAUAAGAAAUUGGUUUAUUGGUUGCCUCUGGGAAAGAAAUGGAUAGCUACAAUCAGGAGUUAGAGGAAGACUUUCACUGUUAUGUCCUUACAUAUCUUUUAGGUUUGAACAACAUGAGUGAAACAAACUUAGUAUAUGAGAAAGAAAUGCUGGAAAUACUACUACUGAUAAAGACUCCCCAGCAACAAAUAGCUAGAAAAUGUAGAUUUUAAGAAGUACCAUUUAUCCUAAAAACAAAUCUUUUUUUUUCUUCUCAAUCAUUUUAUUUAGUUAUUUUUCAAGUACAGUUUUUUGCCUGUUUCUCCCAUCCCAGCGCCCCCCUAAAAACAAAUCUUUAAAUGAAAAAGACUUAGAUGGCACAGGCGAUGUAAGGUACCUAGGAAUAAAGCUAGUAAAAAGAGGUCAUUAAUUUCUAAAUACAAAUCAGUUCCAAUCAGAAUCUUGGCAGGGUUUUUUGUAUAGCUUUGCAAGUUAAUUCUAAUAUUUACAUAGAAACCAACAAUGGGACAGACUGACACCUCAAGCAUCCUCAUGAGAAAAACAUCACCCAUAUAAUGUAAUAGUACUGCCAGAAAUUUUUGACCUGAAUCUGUUGAUGAGAAAAUUAGCUAAAUCAAAAUUGCGGGGAAAGUAUUCUACAAAGCAACUGUCCCUCUUCAAAAAUGUUAAUAUCACAAAAGAUAAAAUGGAGGAACUGUUCUAAACUAAAUGAAAAUGAAAUAAGAGCUAAACGCACUGUGAAUCUUGAUUAGAUUUGUAUAUUUAAGAGAAAUAUGAACAUUUAUGAUAGGUAUACUAGUAUGUAAAUAUUAAGUUUUGUGAGUGAUAAAUUGUGUAGGAGAAUGUUUUUUUAGAAUCAUGAUGAAAUAUAUGAGUGAAAGGCCUACAACUAAUGGUUCAAGAAAAAUUUACAUUAAAAAAAAUAUAUAUAUAUAUAUAAGCCCUGGCUGGUGUAGCUCAGUGGAUUGAGCACGGGCCUGAGAACCAGAGGAUUGUGGUUCGAUUCCCAGUCGGGGCACAUGCCUGGGUUGCAGGCCAGUUCCCAGCAGGGGACCCACAAGAGGCAACUAUACAUUGAUAUUCUCUCCCUCUCCUUCCCUUCCCCUCUAA